AUGUUUGAUGACGUUUUCAUCGCGUCAGGAGGAGCCUGCCUCACCCGGAAGCGAGUGUCAAAAACAGGUACGUUUUCCACGUUUAUGUUUCUUCUCUGUUGUGUUUUGCCUGACUGUCCCUUUUUUUUAUUAUUAUGUAACGAUUCCGCUUGUGCUUUAUCUUCUGAACCAGGCAGACAUCGUUUUAGAAUGACUGAAAAGGCAGAUUCUCCACAAGCAAGAACUGUUCUUCAGCAGUGUCUCUAUGCAAGGCUUCAAGUCAAACCUGCAGAUGAUCAGUCUGAGGCUGAAUGGGUGGAGGUACUACUGAAUUAUGUUCUACUACAUUCUCAAAUGCAAAUAUGGUCUAUACUAGUGAGAGUGUAUGCUCAGAAUAAUAAUGGCACCUUGCCUAAGAUAUUUUAUUUUAUUAUUUAUAAUAAUUGGGGGUUUUCAUAAGAUUUCAUGUUUUCAGAUUGACAGAGGGAUGGUGGUAUAUAUCUGCUUUUUCAAAGGCGCUACAGAGGACAUUAUCCCCAAAAUGGGUAGGUCCAGUGCUUUUCCAGUUUUGGACAAUACUGCAAUAAUGCACCUACCUGGGCUUCGCAAGACUGUCAACAGUAAAUGUCACUGUUCUUCAAUUAAUCGUAAAGCAGUGUUGCUACUGAAUGGUUAUUAAUCACUCUGCUCUACUGUACUCUACAGUGAACACUCUGCUCAACUUGAAGCUGUGUGAGGCUGACUCUGGGAAGUAUGUGUCAGUGCUGGAGUUGCCUGGGAGCGUCCUCAUCGUGCCUCAGGCUACACUGGGAGGCAAGGCCAAAGGGAAGGGCAUGCAGUACCACAAUAACAUUAGGAAAGAAGAGGGCCUGCAGCUGUAUUCUAACUUUGUCUCCCUCUUUGAGAAGGAACUGGCUUUGUCCAGUAAGAGUAGUGAGACUGGAACCAUCGUCAAACAUGGAACUUAUGGGAACAGACAAGUGCUGAAGCUGGAUACCAACGGUCCAUACACACACCUGAUGGAGUUUUGAAACUUCCAAUACUAAUUACAUUUCACAGUAAAUGACCAAUUGCACUCUUGUCCCUGAAAUGGUGGUACUGUAUGCGUAGAUCUGAUUAAAGCUGCC
Messenger RNA from Coregonus sp. 'balchen', 1106 nucleotides. The record is from the annotation of a GenBank genome assembly. NCBI's taxonomy places the organism in Eukaryota, Metazoa, Chordata, Actinopteri, Salmoniformes, Salmonidae.